AAGAGAGACGAGCCCGGAUCACUGUGCUGGGAGCUGCCACCUCAACAUGGUGUGAGAUCGCCAUCCUGCAGCCAGGGCACGAGAGGACGGCCGCACAGAGGGGGGCACGCCGGACACCGGGGGCCACUGCACCCCAAUGACGAGUCGGUGGAGCCGUGCACGGAGAACGUGAGGGAGGAGAGGAGGAUCUCGCCCUGCUGUGUCUGGAUCCAGGGCGGGGAGGAGGGCACUGCCGGACAUAGCACACAAAAAACGGGCGACCAUGGCCAACGACUCGCCUGCCAAGAGCCUGGUGGACAUAGACCUCUCCUCGCUGAGGGAUCCAGCUGGGAUCUUUGAGUUGGUGGAAGUGGUUGGCAAUGGCACCUACGGGCAAGUAUACAAGGGCCGACAUGUCAAAACAGGCCAGCUUGCAGCUAUUAAAGUCAUGGAUGUUACAGAGGAUGAAGAGGAGGAAAUCAAACUGGAAAUCAAUAUGCUCAAGAAAUAUUCCCAUCACAGAAAUAUUGCCACUUAUUAUGGUGCUUUUAUUAAGAAGAGUCCACCUGGGCAUGAUGAUCAGCUGUGGCUUGUAAUGGAGUUUUGUGGUGCUGGCUCAAUCACUGACCUGGUGAAGAAUACGAAGGGGAACACUUUGAAAGAAGAUUGGAUUGCUUAUAUCUCUCGUGAAAUCCUGAGGGGCUUGGCUCAUCUCCAUGCUCAUCACGUGAUUCACAGGGAUAUCAAAGGACAGAACGUACUGCUGACAGAGAAUGCAGAGGUGAAGCUAGUGGAUUUCGGUGUCAGUGCACAGCUAGACAGGACAGUAGGCCGAAGAAAUACAUUUAUUGGUACACCAUAUUGGAUGGCUCCAGAAGUGAUCGCCUGUGAUGAGAACCCAGAUGCUACCUAUGAUUACAGAAGUGACCUUUGGUCUUGUGGUAUCACAGCUAUUGAGAUGGCAGAAGGGGCACCCCCUCUUUGUGAUAUGCACCCAAUGAGAGCGCUGUUCCUUAUUCCUAGAAAUCCUCCACCACGGCUAAAAUCAAAGAAAUGGUCAAAGAAGUUUUUUAGUUUUAUAGAAGGCUGUCUUGUGAAAAAUUACAUGCAGCGUCCCCCUACAGAACAGCUUUUAAAGCAUCCAUUUAUAAGAGAUCAGCCAAAUGAAAGACAAGUCAGGAUCCAACUUAAGGAUCACAUAGACAGGACCAGGAAGAAGAGAGGAGAGAAAGAUGAAACAGAGUAUGAGUACAGUGGUAGUGAAGAGGAGGAAGAGGAAGUGCCUGAGCAGGAAGGAGAACCAAGCUCGAUUGUUAACGUGCCUGGGGAAUCCACCCUUCGACGUGAUUUCCUGAGAUUGCAGCAGGAGAACAAGGAGCGUUCAGAGGCCUUACGAAGGCAGCAGCUGCUGCAGGAGCAGCAACUCAGAGAGCAGGAGGAGUACAAGAGACAGCUAUUGGCAGAGAGACAGAAGCGCAUAGAACAGCAAAAAGAGCAAAGGAGGCGACUUGAAGAGCAACAGAGAAGAGAACGUGAAGCUCGGCGGCAGCAAGAAAGAGAACAACGAAGAAGAGAGCAGGAAGAAAAGAAAAGAAUGGAGGAAUUGGAACGGAGACGUAAAGAAGAGGAAGAACGUAGAAGAGCUGAAGAAGAGAAAAGACGAGUGGAAAGGGAGCAGGAGUAUAUCAGACGACAGCUGGAGGAGGAGCAGAGGCACUUGGAAAUCCUUCAACAACAGCUGCUUCAAGAGCAGGCCAUGUUACUGGAAUACAGAUGGCGGGAGAUGGAGGAACACAGGCAGGCAGAGAGACUGCAACGUCAACUGCAGCAAGAACAAGCAUAUCUUAUGUCUUUACAACAUGAUCACAGGCAGCAACCGCAGCAGCAACAACCACCCCCGCAGCAGCCGCAACCUCAACAGCCCCAAAUUCUACAGCAAGAAAGAAGCAAGCAAAGUUACCACACUCCAGAACCUAAACCCCACUUUGAUCAGGCUGAACGUGUGCGAGAGGCAGAAGAGCGCCUUAGAAAAACUAACCAAGGCUCUCCUGAAGCACAGUCAAAGCAAACAGGGAGAGUGUUGGAGCCAUUAGUGCCUUCAAGAUCCGAGUCCUUUUCCAAUGGGAAUGCUGAGCCUGCUCAGCCUGCCAUGCAUAGGCCAGUGGAGCCUCAGGUACAAUGGUCUCAUCUGGCAUCCCUCAAGAACAAUGUUUCCCCUGUCUCGCGAUCCCAUUCCUUCAGUGACCCUUCUCCCAAAUUUGCACCUCACCAUCUUCGUUCUCAGGACUCACACCCACCCCCACGCAAUGAAGUUUUAAGUCAAAGUACUGACCCUAAAUCUGACAUACCUGAGCCCAACCAAAGGGUUUGGGCUAGAUCAGACAGUGAAGAGGUGCCGCCAAGGGUACCAGUAAGGACAACGUCAAGAUCCCCGGUAUUGUCACGAAGAGAUUCUCCUCUCCAGGGCAGUGUACAACAGAAUAGCCAAACUGGACAAAGGAAUUCCACAAGCAAUAUUGAGCCCAGACUGCUUUGGGAGAGAGUAGAAAAACUUGUACCUAGACCAGGCAGUGGCAGCUCUUCUGGAUCCAGUAAUUCUGGUUCCCAAGCAGGCUCUCAUCCAGGAUCUCAGAGUGGUUCUGGAGAACGCUUCCGUGUGAGAUCAUCAUCAAAAUCAGAAGGGUCACCAUCUCAGCGUCCCGAAAGUACAGCAAAAAAACCUGAUGAAAAGAAAGAAACUGGAAGACCUACGAAGCCUGCUGGAGAUGUGGACCUUACUGCUUUGGCAAAGGAACUUCGUGCUGUAGAAGAUGUGCGACCUCUACAUAAAGUAACUGACUAUUCUUCAUCCAGUGAAGAAUCUGGUACCACAGAUGAGGAGGAUGAUGACAUGGAACAAGAAGGAGCAGAUGAAUCAACAUCUGGCCCUGAGGAUGCUAGAGCUAUGUCUUCAUUAAAUUUGAGCAAUGGAGAAACAGAGUCUGUAAAAACAAUGAUUGUCCAUGAUGAUGUUGAGAGUGAGCCUGCCAUGACUCCUUCCAAAGAAGGCACUUUAAUCGUCCGACAGAGUACAGUUGACAAAAAGCGUGCCAAUCAGCUUGAGAGCAAUGGCUUUGCCGGGCGCAUUCACCUCUUGCCAGAUCUCUUACAGCAAAGCCAUUCCUCCUCCACCACCUCUUCCCCAUCCUCAAGUCAACCGACACCCACCAUGUCCCCACAGACACCCCAGGACAAGUUAACUGCUAAUGAGACCCAAUCCGCAAGUAACACUCUUCAGAAACACAAAUCUUCUUCCUCGUUUACACCUUUUAUCGAUCCUCGGUUACUUCAGAUUUCUCCGUCCAGUGGAACAACUGUUACAUCAGUGGUGGGAUUUUCCAGUGAAGCGCUGAGGCCAGAUGCUAUGAGGCAGGAUCCCACAAGAAAAGGAUCAGUUGUUAAUGUUAAUCCCACAAACACAAGGCCACAGAGUGAUACACCUGAGAUUCGCAAAUACAAGAAGAGAUUUAAUUCAGAAAUAUUAUGUGCUGCACUAUGGGGUGUGAAUUUGUUGGUCGGCACUGAAAGUGGAUUAAUGCUGUUAGAUAGAAGUGGUCAGGGAAAGGUCUACCCUCUUAUCAACAGAAGACGAUUUCUGCAAAUGGAUGUCCUUGAGGGUUUAAAUGUGUUGGUUACAAUAUCAGGAAAGAAGAACAAGCUGCGAGUGUAUUACUUGUCUUGGCUUAGAAACAAAAUUCUCCACAAUGACCCAGAGGUUGAGAAAAAACAAGGGUGGACAACUGUUGGAGAUUUGGAAGGUUGUGUGCACUAUAAAGUUGUAAAAUAUGAACGGAUCAAGUUUUUGGUAAUUGCUUUAAAGAGUUCAGUGGAAGUCUAUGCCUGGGCGCCAAAGCCAUAUCACAAAUUCAUGGCCUUUAAGUCAUUUGGAGAGCUGGUACAUAGGCCGCUGUUAGUUGAUCUGACUGUUGAAGAAGGACAAAGGCUUAAAGUGAUCUAUGGUUCCUGUGCUGGUUUUCAUGCUGUUGAUGUGGACUCAGGAGCAGUUUAUGAUAUUUAUCUCCCAACACAUAUCCAGAGCAGUAUCCAGCCACAUGCAAUUAUUAUUCUCCCAAAUACAGACGGCAUGGAGUUGUUGGUUUGUUAUGAAGAUGAAGGAGUUUAUGUUAAUACUUACGGCAGGAUCACCAAAGAUGUGGUUCUACAAUGGGGAGAAAUGCCGACAUCUGUUGCAUACAUUCGAUCUAACCAGAUAAUGGGAUGGGGUGAAAAAGCCAUUGAAAUUCGAUCUGUUGAGACUGGCCACCUUGAUGGAGUUUUUAUGCACAAAAGGGCACAAAGACUAAAGUUUUUGUGUGAACGAAAUGAUAAGGUUUUCUUUGCUUCUGUAAGGUCUGGUGGAAGCAGUCAAGUAUAUUUCAUGACCCUGGGCAGGAGUUCUCUUUUGAGCUGGUAACAAGUGGAACUGCUGACAUCUCCCCUACAGUCUUUGUAAUCUCCGUAACUUGAAAUCAUUUGCAACUGGAGUACAACCACAUUCAUUUAGUGGAUUAUGUGUUUCUAACAUAGGGGAGAAGAUUAAAGAACCUUUAUGCAGCUUGCAAGGCAGCUGGGGCUGUAAUGUUGGGUGCUACAAACAUCUAAGGGUUCUACUAACUUAGACACUUCCUCUUACUAUCAUUUGUGAGUAAGAUGUGAAAGAAUAAGUCACACUAAAAGCACCCCUUCACCAAGAAAACAAAUCAUGGAAUUUAACCCAGUCCAAGAGAACUUAUCAAGCCUUUCUGACGAUGCACAGCCAGGCUUACUAAUAUUUCACUUAUUUAAUUUAGUGUUUUUUUUUUUCUGUUUGUUUUCUUAUGUUGAUUAUGACAAAGGAAGUUCAUAUAAUAAACUGUAUUUAUAAAAUGUGAAAGGCAGCAGCUAACGUUUGUUAAUUUUUUAAAUUUUUUAUUUCUCUUUUUGCUACACACAGUCUUGGGCCAAUGUUGUGAAGUGUUGAAUUUUGCCUCUAAUUUUAUUUAAUUUUUUUCUCUCAGUUCUGCAUCCCGACACAAUGUGUCACCGUAUUAGCGCUGCCUCAUCUAUAGCUUUUUAUUGAGUUUCUCCUAGAAAUCCACAGUAAGCGUGCACGCAGUCAUGUUGGCCUAAACCUGUACUGUAGAAGGGAACAAAACAGGGUUGUGAAGUUGGACAUUGCAGGCAAAUUCCAAUCAAUUUCUUUUUUCUCCUACCUCAUUCAGAGUGAUGCACAAACCCCUUUUGUGCCAUAAGACCUGCGUGAUAUUUGCAGACAUUUUGGCCACUCAAGGGCUUGAUGGAGAGUUUUACUCAUUUUGCUAAAGUAUGGCAUAGUAACAUGAAUGUGUAAUUUUAAUACCAAAUUUUUGCCAUCCACACUGGCAAAAGUUGGCAUUAAUAACAGCACACAAUAGCAAUGCGGUGGUGACAUUAUUUAGGGGUUCAUUGGCUUUCACCUUUCAGUUUUCUAUGUACUAUUUUCACACAAGCCAGUAGGGCUUUCUCUUCUGUGCUUCAUUAAGCAGAUGUAGCAUCAUGGAGGAUCUGUUUUAGGCUAGUUCUCUAAAUUCUAAAGUGUAGGUCACUAGGUGGGGUAUUUGCGGGUUGGCUUAUUCAUUGGGUGUAUUUUUUUUAUUUUAUCAUUUUUGUUUUUGUUUUUUAUAAAUAAUGCAAUGCACUAAAAUAAUUCUAAGAAUGUAGUUAAUAAUACUUAUUCUUAACAGACAUACUGUACUUGUGUUUAGAUGUAUGGUUCCCAGUUCUGACUUUUUUAAAAAGAAUAUAAAAUAGUAUGCUUUAUUUUCUAAAAGUUGACAUUUGUAAUAAAUGUCUGGACAGGGAAUAACCUGCUUAGUGACUUUCCCAUUCUUUAGGUUCCUGGAGUGUACAGUUGUGGUUGAUGUAGCAAUGCACAGUUUUAUUCAACCCCUUUUUGACGGACUCUUUCUUUCUGGUAUUAAGUACAUUGUUGACAGCUGCCUUAAGCUGUUCAUUUGUGAACAGUUUCUCUUUUUAAUAUAGAAAUAGACUACUCUUCCUUUGUUUCUGCCAUUGUGUUAAAGUAUUUUUUAUUUUUCAUUUGCCUUUGAUCUCCAUGUAAAAUACAGCGAUGACGUGGAGUAGGCCAUGGUCACGCAGAUUUGUUAUGAGGGUAGGAGAACAGUCAGCAAGAGUUGGUAGGGCUUAAAUAAAAGCUUGGUAACUGGCAUGUUCCACCAGAUGUGCGCACCUCUCUGCAGUCACCCCCGCGUAUACACAUUCAUGCACUUCGUAUGAAAGCCUUAUUUUUAAUGGCAGAAACCUAAUUUUGGAUCUUUAUUUCAUUUUUAUCAGAAGCACUGAAAAGUAAUGUCAUGUGUACAUUUUGUUCCUUUCCUAUUGUAAAGGGCAGCAUACAUUAAAGAGCAGAAUUCCUAAGCUUUCUGAAAUUGAACCCCAUGGCAGCUUCUGAUCCUAAAUUCUGUCUCCCGUAAGCCCAAUGCAACAGAAGUUAUCACUGGAACGAACAUAAGGUUUUUGUUUGUGGCUUUGUGCCCAAAGUAAAAGUUGAAACCUACUCAAAAAGAGGAGAUUAUUGGAGAAGAUAAGGCAUUGGAAAUGUUCAUGAUACAGCAAGUGUUGGUUGACUAGUAUACCUUUACUUGCUUAAAGCGGGAUCCAAUUCUAAUUCCAAAAACUGAUGCAGUUAAACACCAGUAUUUACAGCAAAAACCACUAUGUCAAAAAGCAGAAAAUAUUUUCUCUUUGAUUUAGUUACUUCAUAAGAAUUCUAGAAUUGAAAUACUGAAACUGUAUGACUGCAGUGUUGAUGAUUUUUUUUGUUUUAUGCACAUGUGACAUUGAAGAAAACGUUUACAUUUUUGUUAAACUAAUGUGCAUCACAUAUUUAUGUUUUUUUAAGUGAAUUUUUUUGCAUAAUUUUAGUAAUGCACAAUUUGUGACCUAUAACCUCAUUUUUUCAUUAAUAAUAGUGCGAAAAGGCAACAGUGACGAACUGCAUAAAAUUACUAAUUGUGUAACUGCAAAGCAGACUUGUGUCAAGUAAACAUUCUCAGACUUUUUGCAGUGCUAUCUAACUUAUGUCUACUGUGUUUUAUGGAAGUUCCUAUUUUCCCCAUUUUUUUCCCUAAAUAAAGUAAAAUUGACACCUAAA
Hyla sarda is the source of this 7150-nucleotide messenger RNA. RefSeq names its product mitogen-activated protein kinase kinase kinase kinase 4 (gene MAP4K4). Gene Ontology annotation, biological process: protein phosphorylation. Gene Ontology annotation, molecular function: ATP binding; protein kinase activity. The record is from RefSeq and is a predicted model, not a curated record. The transcript is spliced from 33 exons. Bases 263 to 4432 code for a protein of 1389 amino acids. NCBI's taxonomy places the organism in Eukaryota, Metazoa, Chordata, Amphibia, Anura, Hylidae.